Molecule: messenger RNA, 748 nt
Organism: Scomber scombrus (Atlantic mackerel)
Lineage: Eukaryota; Metazoa; Chordata; Actinopteri; Scombriformes; Scombridae
Gene: mustn1a
Product: musculoskeletal, embryonic nuclear protein 1a
Exons: 3
Coding region: 37-273 (78 amino acids)
Biological process (GO): chondrocyte proliferation; chondrocyte differentiation; tissue regeneration
Cellular component (GO): nucleus
Source: RefSeq, a predicted model, not a curated record
UUCUCACAGGAUAUCUUCCACCACUGCUCAACCAACAUGUCUCAACCAGGUCAGGAAGAGGACGAACAACUGCAGCGCCCUGAAGUGAGAGAAGAUGACCUGGCUGACGCAAAGAAUAAGCUGGGUACAAGUGGGCAAGCAAAGAGCAAGACUAUAGAAGUUAUGGAGGAGUGUGAGAAAAUGGGUAAAGCUGCUCCUUCUGUGUUCAGCGGGGUGAGGUCUGGAGGAGAGACCGCUUUCAGUGCCCGCUCAGCUAAACCAAUCAGGAAGUAGCAGGAGACCUCCUGACCAUGAUGGGACAACACCUGUGAUAGAUUGUUUUCUUGCUGUACUUCUUGCUGUUUUUGCACUCAAUUCACUUAAUUCUGGCAUGUUUGAACUUUUAUGAAGCUGAUAGUUACCUUUUUUUUUUUUUUUUAAAUCUAAGAAUUUCUAUGAAAUGGUAAGUCAGUUUUUCAUUGUAAAAUUAAGGUGAUUUUUUUGUUGUUGCUGUUAUUGAUUAUCCUCACCAGCAUUCACCCAGUUUCAUGGUGUGAAGUAAUAAAGGACUAUAAAGCACCAUAUGCAACACAACAAUUGAUGCAUUUGAACAUACCAAACAACUUUUGAAACAUCAGUGUGCUUUAUAUCCGUGUCUUUGUCCAAAACAAUUUGGUCUUUUCAUUUGUGCCUGGAUUGUGGAGGAGUUUGUCAAAAUCAUCGAUCAUGUAAAAAAGCGACAUAAGAACCCAAAAAUAUUAAAUAAAAC